UCUGUGAGACAGUCAGCUCAAGACUCAAAGGUGUGAUCACUGUAACCAUGCUGAAGGUAGCACUUGUGCUUGGAUGCCUCCUGAGCCUCGCUCUGGCUCAUCCUGUGGAGCGCAAACGAGUUGCUCGGUCUAGCUCUAACUCUGGCUCGUAUUCUCAUGAGGUUUUCAGACCAUGGCCUAGGCCAGUGCCAGUGCCUAGGCCUGUGCCUAGGCCAGUGCCAAUUCCAGUGCCAGUGCCUAGGCCUGUGCCUAAGCCAGUGCCAAUUCCAGUGCCAGUGCCUAGGCCAGUGCCACUGCCAAUACCUGUGCCAGUGCCGGCCCCGGCCCCCCCUGCCCCCCCUGCCCCUCCGGCCCUCCCGGCGUUUGUCAAGAACCUUCUUGAUGCCCUCACCAAACUAGUAGCUCCCUCUGCCCCCGCAGCCCCCCCAGCCCCUCCGGCCCUCCCGGCGUUUGUCAAGAACCUUCUUGAUGCCCUCACCAAACUAGUAGCUCCCCUUGCCCCCCCAGCCCCUCCGGCACCGCCGGCCCCUCCAGCACCCCCAGUCCCUCCGGCCCCCCCGGCCAUCCCAGAUUUGAUCAAGGACAUUUUUGAUUUCUUGACCAGCCUAGCAGCUCCACCUACUCCUCCUAAAAAGUAA
Messenger RNA from Epinephelus fuscoguttatus (brown-marbled grouper), 638 nucleotides. RefSeq lists its product as uncharacterized. The record is from RefSeq and is a predicted model, not a curated record. Lineage: Eukaryota; Metazoa; Chordata; Actinopteri; Perciformes; Serranidae. The transcript has 4 exons. Bases 48 to 638 code for a protein of 196 amino acids.